This is a messenger RNA of Osmerus eperlanus (European smelt), 853 nucleotides long. RefSeq names its product lactase/phlorizin hydrolase-like. Lineage: Eukaryota; Metazoa; Chordata; Actinopteri; Osmeriformes; Osmeridae. The record is from RefSeq and is a predicted model, not a curated record. Gene Ontology annotation, biological process: carbohydrate metabolic process. The coding region runs from base 136 to 576 and encodes 146 amino acids. Gene Ontology annotation, molecular function: hydrolase activity, hydrolyzing O-glycosyl compounds. The transcript has 2 exons.
AGGGAAAAAAACAUACAAGUGAAUGAAUGAAUUGAGAGAAAGCAUUGAUUGACUGAUGUACAGACAGACAGAUGAAGGAACGUGUAGAUAACUCCUCCCCCUUCCUGAGUCCAGGUGCAGGAGCACUACAGCGGCAUGCCCGUCUACGUGAUGGCCAACGGCAUCCUAGAAGACCCGGCGCGUUUCAAGGACAGUCUGAGAGUCUACUACCUCUACAACUACAUCAACAAAGCCCUGAAAGCCUACACUCUAGAUGGCGUGAACCUGAAGGGCUACUUCGCCUACGCCCUCAACGACCAGCGAGACCCAGGCUGUACGGCCACGUCCAGGACGAGCCCAUCGUCAAGGCCUCGCUGUCCCACUACCGCAACAUCAUCCAGCACCACGGCUUCCCAGAGGAGGGGGCCCCGGCCCAGCAGUGCCCCAGCCAGCCCCCACCCUGCCUGGGCUGCCAAGUCCUCACCAAGAGGCCCGUGGUGGGCUUCCUCUCUCUGGUGGGCUCUGGAGUGCUGCUCACACUGGGGCUCAUUAUCUACUACGCAGCCAAGAGACACAAACCCUAUUAUUAACACUUAGGAUGAGGAUUGUUUAUUGUACUGUUUAAUGUUAUAGAUAUAUGCUGUAGAUAUGUGUUUUGGCCCUUAUAAGUGCUUACAGAGCCCACUUUGCUAACCCUUCUACAUGAACAGUGCACUUGUUCAUAUACGACCUUAUCUUCUCAGAGUUUCGAGCUCUGGAUUCAAAUUACAUUGUCCACUCUAGGCCACCUAUUAAAAUGUCACAAGAAAAAAGCAUAGAACAAAACAGUAUAACAUCUACCAAUAGUUGUGGUUAAAAAAGGUUUCAUAUCAAA